Molecule: messenger RNA, 1699 nt
Organism: Dreissena polymorpha
Lineage: Eukaryota; Metazoa; Mollusca; Bivalvia; Myida; Dreissenidae
Product: tryptase-like
Exons: 9
Coding region: 1-1266 (421 amino acids)
Biological process (GO): proteolysis
Molecular function (GO): serine-type endopeptidase activity
Source: RefSeq, a predicted model, not a curated record
AUGAGGUUUGAACUGCUCGGCUGCAAUCCCGACCAUUGCUCGGGCUCCAUCACACCAAGCUCCGCAGAGUGCCCCGAUCACAAUCUCCGGAAGUUCGUUUUUGACAAGAAGAAGAUCAUCACGUCGAUGCGGAUCACCCUGUCAGGUCCGGCUACCGAGCAGACGCCCACGUUUAACGUUGCCUUUGCCAGGGCAUGCAACUUCGAAAUGGGUCAGUUCUUGAAGGAGAACAACGAGCUGAAGGAUUUUGAGAUCCCGAACGGUGAAAGCUCGCUAAUGUUAGAGGGACCGGGGUUCCCUAUCCGCUCCCAGUGUAUUGCCGUGCUCACUCGCUUUGAGACCGGAAACGCCCACGCGGAUGGCCUGCCGAGGGCGAGAAAUCACUUGGUGGCCAUGGAAACAGACGGGUAUCAAGUGACAUUCGAAGGCUGCAAUGCCUUGGCGCCGCAUGAACGUAUCGAUUCGUGUGGCAAUACCCACAUUGUGAAAAACGACGCUAGGAAGCGAAUUGUAGGCGGCUCGGCCUUACAUCAAGGAGAAUGGCCUUGGUUGGUGUCACUUCAAUUAUCGGCUGCGGACAAUGACUCGCAUGUGUGUGGAGCGUCACUUAUCUAUCCGCAGUGGCUACUCACCGCCGCGCACUGCAUCAUAAAUACAGAUUAUCCGGGGAUCGAUCUGUUGGACACAACAAACUGGCGUGUGGUACUCGGGGAGCACGUGCAGGAUCGAGAGGAAGGCACGGAGCAGAAACAUACCUUGGACAAGAUAGUCACACACCCUAAGUAUUUGCUGUCGUCGGACGAUAAGGUGUUCUAUGAUAUCGCCUUACUAAAGUUGAGCAGGCGUGCUCACAUGUCCGAGUACGUGAACACCAUUUGUAUAGACCCCAAUUACACUGCGCCCGAUCACAGCCACUGCGUCACUGCAGGCUGGGGAGACAUAGUUGAAGGUGCGAAAACGGGCGUGGAAAUACCGCACCAUGCGAGUGUUCAGAUAAUACCCAAUUCCGUCUGCGCCGAACGCCACAGUGCAACUCCGGAACAAAAACAUCUCAUGGGCUCUCUUAUUUGUGCCUCUUCUCAAGGCAGGGAUUCCUGUCAGGGCGACUCGGGCGGUCCGCUAGCGUGCUUCCAUGACGGCCACUGGAUCCAGAUGGGCGUGGUCAAUUCAGGCACAGAUUGCGCCGGCAACCCACUGUCACCCGGGUUCUACACGCGUGUUACUCACUUUUACGACUGGAUGGAGGAUGUCAUUAAUUCGAACUGAACAACCAGUGCACUUGGAACACACCGUUAGAAAUGUUGGACAGCUGAAACAAUAUAUAGCCCUCUAUUAUAUUUAUUCUUUGGCGUAUAUCUUCUCGACAUGACAUAUCAGUAUAAUAUCGAAUGUAAACGUUUCAUCUCUUUUGUAUUAUUAUAUACAAGCAACUUAACUAAAGGGUAUAGUUAUAUCUUGUAUUUUCCCCGCAGUAGUUCACUAAACAGGGAUUUCGAUGUCCUCUUUUACUCUGAUCCUCUAUGUCAUUGUUGACGUAUAUUAGAUAUAACGCAACAUUUUCAAUCUUAAAUAUUGAAAUGUUGAUGAUUUUAUGUUACAAAUAUUGAGUUCACAUCCAUUGCGGUCAUGAACAGUGCUCACGAGAUGCGAAACUGUCUGCCUCAUGAGAAGCUAUUACCGAUUUGUAACAAAUAUUAUU